Messenger RNA from Colletotrichum karsti, 1620 nucleotides. RefSeq lists its product as uncharacterized. Gene Ontology annotation, molecular function: transmembrane transporter activity. Gene Ontology annotation, cellular component: membrane. NCBI's taxonomy places the organism in Eukaryota, Fungi, Ascomycota, Sordariomycetes, Glomerellales, Glomerellaceae. The record is from RefSeq and is a predicted model, not a curated record. The transcript has 3 exons. Gene Ontology annotation, biological process: transmembrane transport. Bases 1 to 1620 code for a protein of 539 amino acids.
AUGGCGACACAAACCAUCACCGAGCUGCAGACGUUCGAGCCCGGCUCAUCCACACCGAUUGCCUUGCCGCGCAAGUCCCACGAGACACCAAUCGCAGGAGACGCGUCAACUGCGAGACAUGCAACACUCGAGGCUGAGACGGCGACGACGGCAACGCCCGUACUUCUCUCAAAGACUCGAUCUGCCAUUGUCAUCGCCCAAGUCUGCGGUCAGUUGUUCUUCAGCAGCUUCUGCAAUGGCAUCAUCGUCGUUGCCUUGCCAGCAAUGCAAUCCACCCUCGGCCUGGAGGAAGGACUCCUCGUCUGGCCCAGCUCCAGCUACUUCCUCACGGCGGGUUCGUGCCUGCUCUUGGCCGGCUCAAUCGCAGACGUCGUCGGCAACAAGAGGGUGAACCUGUUCGGUUCCUUCUUCGCCGCCAUAUUUGCCAUGGCAUGUGGUCUGGCUCGGGACGGAGGACAGAUCAUCGCUUUCAGGGCCCUGCAGGGUGUCACGAAUGCCAUCAUUACUCCCUCGUCCAUUUCUAUCAUCUCGAACAACGUGGAAGAGGGACGGCCGCGGAAUAUGGGGUUCGCGUUCAUGGGUUUCUCUCAACCUCUUGGUUUUGCUUUUGGGUUGGUGUUGGGCGGCGUCUUCACUGACACCGUCGGAUGGCGGCCGGCUUUCUACCUUGCGGCUUCGGCCAGUGGCGCCUUGUUCCUACUGAGCAUUUGGGCCUUGCCGCGUGAUAGCCGGCCAGAGAACGGGACGCCAGUCUGGAAGAGACUGAUGCAGGAGAUAGACUCCGUUGGAGUCUUCCUUGCGAGCACGGGACUGGCCUCUAUCUCGUACGUUUUGGCGUCUUUAUCAUCUGACAUCCACAACAUACGUAAGCCAUCUAGCAUUGCCUUGCUUGUUGUAGCUGGAUGCGCUGUUCCGUCAUUCAUCGGCUGGAUGCACCGCCGAGUCAAGGAGAAGCGUACUGCACUGAUCCCCAACUCGAUCUGGCGCAGCCAUGUCUUCACCAGUUGCUGUGUCAUGGUGAUCCUCACCAAUGCCCUGGCUAACUGCAUGGAGCUUUACAGCAGUCUCUUUUUCCAACAGGUUCAGGGCGCCUCAGCCCUGAAAGCAUCCCUCCAAGUGGUCCCGUCUCUCAUCGCCGGUGCGCUCACGAGCAUCGCAACCGGCGUCUUCGUGCACCGGAUGCCGGUCAUGUGGAUGCUCCUGAUCUCCUCUACUAUGAGCACCGUCGCGCCUCUUCUGAUGGCUCUCAUCCGGACGGACCAGCUGUACUGGGAGAACGCCUUCUUUGCGCAGAUUCUCACCCCCAUCAGCUGCGACAUCCUCUUCACCGUCGGUCUGCUCAUCAUCUCGGAUGUGUUCCCCAGGCACAUGCAGGCCUUGGGCGGUGCCGUGUUCAACACUUGCGCUCAGCUCGGCGCCGCCAUCGGCAUGAGCGUCACGCAGGUCAUCGCCUCGUCCGUGACCAGCAAGUCUUCCGACGCGAACAAGUCCUCCCCGGGGGCUCUCAUGGAGGGGUACAGGGUCUCGUUCUGGACCAUGUUCGGCUGGAUGAUGGUGGUUUGUCUCGUUUGUGUAGUGGGGAUGCGCCGCGUGGGAGUUUUGGGUGUAAAGCGAGAUUAA